AUGUUCAUUAAAAGGGCAAAACCACGCCCCUCCCUCAGAGCACGCGAGUCAGACGCCCCUGACUCCCCCGCCACGUCCUCUCCACUGGCCAAGUCCUCCAUCACCGCCGGCGACGCCCAGGAUCCCGACAAUUCCGCAGACAUCGACCUCGAAGAGGGCAGUGGCAGUCUCCUCGGGCGGAAGAAAGCGGGCAGGAAGGACAAAACAAAAGACCGGCUGAAAAAGGGUGGUAGGCUGAGCUUUGGUGGGGAAGGCGAAGAUGAAGAAGAGGCUUUCAAGCCAAAGAAGUCACUGUUAUCACAGCAGAUCAAACUUCCACCCACACCGGGGGGCGAUAGCUACGCAGCACCUGCACCGUCAGCGAGCGGCAGCUCUUACUCUCAAGAGUAUCUCUCUCAGCUGAAAGCUGCUACACCGACACGCGCUCCCCGGAGUGCUACCGACUCUGCUGGGGACGACGAAGAUAUCGAUGCUUCUGGUCUUAGUCGGCUAGCCCGUCAGAAAUACGGCUCUAGCAUCGCUCAGGAUACCACCGCUGGUAUACCUGAUGCUGCUACCAUCGCCGCCGCAAAGAUGAAGAGGCAAGCUGGGCUCGGCCAGAGCUCGUCGAAUGGAGACGGCGGCGAGGAUUACAUCUCUUUGUCGGAAGGCGGUGGUGGUGGUAGGAUCGCAAUUUACGAUGGACAACAGGGUCCCCAUCCGGAAAGCCGAUUGAUGCGGGAAGAAGACGAGACUGGUGAUGGCGAUGAAGAUAUGGCAGAAUUUACCGAGGCAAAAGACCGAUUGUACUUGGGCAAAGACGCAAAGAAGGCUGCUGCGAGGCGGCUGCGAGGCGAAAUAGGUGACCUUAUCGCGGACAGAGAGGCCGACAUUGAAGAUGAUGAAGAAGCAUUGGAAUGGGAGAAGGCUCAGGUCCAACGGUCGGGGAUGUAUGAAGAUGAGAGAUCAGAGAAGACCCUCCGAAAAGGUUACACUCCCGCCCCUAUCCCUGUUGCCCGACCGCCCCCUACAAUACUAUCAGCUUCCUCUCGCCUCACAAAGGCUAUGGGCGACAUCCAAAUAUCAAAGACUGAGAGUGACCGCAAUCUUGAUAUUGUUAUCCAGGAACUUGCCGAGCUGGAAGGACAAGAGAAAGAUCUGAGAGUCGCAGUUGAAAAGGCAGAGGACAAGAAGGAGUGGAUGGAAGAAUUUAGAGGCUGGGUGGAAAUGCUUGGUGGUUUCUUGGAGGAGAAGUUCCCAAAACUCGAAUCCAUCGAGAACGAUGCUGCCCAUCACAUCAAAGAACGCUCCGAUAUCGUCCGCAAACGUCACGAGGAAGAUGAUGGCGACGACCUCUCGCUCUUCUUGGGUGUCCCCCGGCCUGCUGCUGGAGAAGAAGAAGUGGAUCAACUUGGUCGCGUCAAGGAUAUCAACCGUGAAGCUGGACCAAGCUCUGGUGUUAGGCGCGGAAGAAGAGAGGAGAGAGGUGCUCGUCGACUACGACGUCAGCGCCAAAAUCGCGGACCCGCCAGUGUCGACGAUGACGGUUUCUCAACCGACUCUACCCUGGCGGACGCGGAUAUCCAGGACUAUACCGCUGCCCAAAACAAGCUUGAUCACCGUGUUCACGCUUUGAUGCACGAUGUCAAGGCGGAAGAUUUCAAAGACCCGAAUAAGGGGUUGGCGGUCAAGUUUGGUGGCUGGAGACAGCGCGAUGAGGAAGAGUACUCGAGCGCGUUUGGUGGUCUGGCUUUGGUACAAGCCUGGGAGUUUUGGGCUAGAGCAGAAAUGGUCGGAUGGGAGCCUCUAAGGGGAUCAGCAUCAAUAGAGUCCUUCGGGUGGUUCGGAUCGCUAUACCGCUACUGCCAUCCGCCAGUGCAGCAUGCCGACGAGGACGACGACAUGGACGAUGCCCCUCUCAGCUGCGAUGGUGAUCUCGUUGCGUCUAUGGUCUCAUCUGCUGUCGUCCCUCUUCUCACAAAGACCUUCGAGGCAGGAGCAUACGACCCGUACUCUGCUCCACAAACAAGAAGAGCGGUAGAUCUAGCAGAUGUGGUGGCUGAGCUGACUGGCAAGGAUAGCCGAAAGUUCACUGCUCUGCUCAAGGCUGUUCUGACAGUCUUCCACGAGCAUCUGAUAUCCCUCUCCACAAGUAUUGCGCAAGCCACCUCCUUCGAUGCCAUACAACCUCCUGCAUUCGAUCCAGCGACCAGAACAGCGAUGGUGAGAUACGUCCGCCGCAGGAUAAAGCUGCUCAAAAAUAUUUUGCUUUGGAAGAGAGAGGCGCCGCAGGAGGUGAGGGAGCUUGUUGUGAGGCUUGUGGGUGAAGUUUUGAGGCCUAUCCUGUCUCGGCAUUGGGACGGGGGCGGAAAGGAGAUGGGAUUGAAAGUAUUGUCAAUCGCAGAAGCUUCACUACCGCCGGAUCUUGUGCAGUUCUUGCAGCAGGGCCCGAAUGUCCGGUGGCAAUGA
This is a messenger RNA of Cryptococcus wingfieldii CBS 7118, 2448 nucleotides long. Its product is annotated as GC-rich sequence DNA-binding factor. Lineage: Eukaryota; Fungi; Basidiomycota; Tremellomycetes; Tremellales; Cryptococcaceae. Gene Ontology annotation, biological process: spliceosomal complex disassembly; mRNA splicing, via spliceosome. Gene Ontology annotation, molecular function: DNA binding. The transcript is spliced from 7 exons. Gene Ontology annotation, cellular component: U2-type post-mRNA release spliceosomal complex; nucleus. Bases 1 to 2448 code for a protein of 815 amino acids. The record is from RefSeq and is a predicted model, not a curated record.